AUGUCUGAGGGGGAUUUUCACUACGAGCAGAAACGCCUGGAAAACGAUCUUAUUGCUUUGGAAGUAUUUGAUGCAUGUACCAACUGCCUGUUCGCAGAAGAGGUCAAAAACAGACCAGAAAUUACGAAAUAUGUCGUCUUUCCUGAAAUCAAAAAGGAGAGUGAUCUGAGAGCAGUCUACGAUGGUAUACGUGCCUCACCAGCGGACUGCCUAUAUGCCAUUAUAGAUAAAUCAUCAACCGUUGAAGAAUAUGCCGGAACAAUCGCUCUGACUUCCACAGACGUCACCUACGCAACCACAGAAAUGGGCAUCAUGGUCUUCGCAGAAUUCCAACGUUCUCAUGUGACGACCAACGCGAUUGGCUUGCUCCUCCAAUAUACCCUGGACCCGCCGUCAGCUGGUGGUUUAGGUCUACGACGUGUGGAGUGGAAGUGUCAUUCUGAAAAUGCGGCAUCCCGAAAAGCUGCUUUACGCAUGGGGUUUGAGUUUGAGGGCAUCGCGCGGUGGCAUCGUGCAUUUGCAAUCGGGAGCCCAGUGGAGGCUCUUGAGAAGAGAAACGGAACCCAAGGAGAAUUACCGGGGAGACAUACUGCUUCAUACUCAAUUGUCUGGGAAGAAUGGGAUGCAAAGCGAUCUGCGGUUUUGGCACAAAUGGAGCGGAAGCACUGA
Messenger RNA from Penicillium verhagenii, 669 nucleotides. RefSeq names its product GNAT family N-acetyltransferase. The record is from RefSeq and is a predicted model, not a curated record. Bases 1 to 669 code for a protein of 222 amino acids. The transcript has 2 exons. Lineage: Eukaryota; Fungi; Ascomycota; Eurotiomycetes; Eurotiales; Aspergillaceae. Gene Ontology annotation, molecular function: protein-N-terminal-alanine acetyltransferase activity; protein N-terminal-serine acetyltransferase activity.